AUGAAGAAGAAAAUUAUUGACUCGAAAUUCAUUGAUAAUCUCUGUGAUGAACAGAAAAAUACUAAAGCAGUGACUUGCGUCAAAACAAGAUCAGGAGGCAAUUUAAAUCCCCAAUCACCUGAUACGUCCAUUGUUACGACUGAUGCUGAGAAACAGAUGCACAGCACUGAUUUAGAAUUUAACAAAACGUCUGGCUUUGAGUCAUCAUUGUUGGGUGAAUUUUCAAUUAACACUCCUAAUUUGAAAGGAAAUAUCAUUGAUAAAUAUCCGAUUUUAAAUAAUCUUUCAGCUGAAAAUAAUGAUUGUAUCAAGGAAACAAAGGCUUUGUUGUCGUCUAAUAAAGUUCCUGGAACGCCGACAUUAUUUCUCUUUUCAAGAAAGAAAAGGGAAAACGUAGAAAAUAAUCCUCUUGCAAGAAAAAGUAAAAAGUCGACAAAUCUUGUCAAGUACAAGAAUCUAUAUCAGGAGCCGACUCUCAAGAAACCGCUCAGUACAUAUAUGUUGCUUGAUAAGUAUAAAUUAAAGGAAGUGAAAAAAUCUAAAGUAGGUAAAUAUACUGGAUAUGAGGUAAUACAGAAACAUGCAAACAUUCAAGCUACAAUAGAUAAUAAAGAAGACAAAGCGUUACAAGAUUCUUUCACUCAUUCCGAAUCUGACGCUUUGGUGGAAAAACUCCUUCUAUCUACCUUUGGUAGUAACAGGUGUAAUGAAUUAGGUUGUGAUGAAUUUAAAGUAUAUCUAAAUGACGUCGUAAAAGAAAUAUACGAUGUAAAAAAAGAAAAGAUUGAAUUACAAAACACACCAAUUCAAACGUUGUUCAAAUGCUUAUUACAAUAUUGGAUUAGUAGUAACAAAAAUAUCGAAGAAAUUGAAAUGAAAUCAAAAUCUAUAGAUAGACAAUCUAACAAAUAUUUUUCUAAAGAUCAAACGACAUCUAACCUACCAAUAAAAAGCGUUAAUAGAGCUACACAGUUUUACGGUAUCAGUGACUUUAUAGAAGGAACAUUAAAACAAAUGAAGCAAGAAAAUGAUAAAACUAUAUCGUCAACAUUGACCGAUAGUUUUAUAAAAGAAAGGCGUAUACAAGAACUUGAAAAAAUUUUAAAGAAUACAGUAUACAUUUGCGGUGCAGUAAAUAAAAGCAGAGAAAAAGAUAUUAAAAUAACUAAAAAACUUAUUAAUAAUCUCGAUAACAUAUCACAACAAAAUAUUAAUAAGGUGGCUAGGGAUGGUGAUGUAUUUGAUAACUCUGAUUCUUCAAAUGAGAUACCUAAAAUACAAGAUACAAUAAAUAAUUUAAUUAGCGAAUUACCCAUACCAGCUGAUGUUGCUAAAGAAUUCUUGGGUGCCUAUUUAGACUUACUGUAUGAAAACGAAAACAAUAUCGAAAGCAAUUCGUCCACAGAAGGUUCAGACGCUUGUCAGCCAAAAUGUGAUGUUCAAGCUGAAUCUGUACAAAAAAACAUAUCUAAAAGUAUUUCAACAAGAGAAAUUGGCGAUAAUAAACGCAGACUUACUGAUCCCGGUCAAAUAUUUCUCAAAGAUAUAUUAGACAAAGUUACAACGUUAUUUUCCAAGAAAAAUGAAACUUAUAACACCAAAACUAUUACAACGAAUGCACUAAUAGGCUGGGAUGGAAUUUCAUUUCAUCCCAUUAAAGAUGAACUAGGAAAUUAUGAAACGAAGCCUAAUAAUAACAAUUCUGUGUUAGUUAAUGUUUCUGAAUAUAAUUUAGAGCAUAUUUCAAUGACGAAUGAUCUAGACUUUCUUAGCGAAGGUUCCAUCACCAUGAAUAUGAAAGACAAAACUAACAAAUCUGGAGAGAAAAAAACUCUUAAUCUUAGUUUAAAUUUCACAGAAGGGGUACCUAAUGUAAAAAUUAACCAAGAAAACUUACUAUCAGAUAUUUCGAAAACGAAUUUAUUUUUUACAAAAAGAUCUAUAUCACCAUGUACCAUUCUGCACACCCCUUUUAUUAACAUCAGUAAUGAAGCUACAGACUUGAAACCGUAUCUUAGCAGUAGCGAAGAAUCUCAUCCACAAAAUCGUAUAAACGACUUUGCAAUAAACCCUUUCUUAACUGAUAGCAAUGUUUCAUCUAAAGCGUAUAUAGCAAAAAAUCGGUGUGAUAAUAUGAGAACUUACAAAAUACACUUGGACAAAGAUUCUACUGAACCUAAAAUCAUAAACGAAUAUGACCUACAGCCUUGUUUCAUUUUGUCAUUAAAUAAAGCAUUUGCAUCUAAAAUGAAAUUAAAGAGAUUAUUUAAAGACAAUGAAGUUAAAAAUGUUUCAAUCAAAAAUAUAAAAAGAUUGUCUUCAAUUAUAAAAAACAAGGCAGAAUUAUCUAUUUUUGAAAAUGUUCCUAAAGUUAUAGACGAGGAGUUUAUACUGCUGCUACUAGAAAAUAUUUCUAUAUUAUCUAAAGACUUGCCAACUUUGCAUAAAGAUAUUAAUAAUCUUUAUACAAAAUUAUUGCGGAAACACGAGAAACUUUGUACAAAUAGAAUUCAAGGAUUAAGUCUUUUAGGUAAGAUCUAUAAAGAGAGUUCUAAUAUUAGAAACAUGCUCGAAAAAGAAACACAAUAUGAGGGAACUGAUUGUCACGCAACAACAGAUAAACGUAACUAUGCGAGUGAUACGAAUGACGUUAAUAUGAAAAUAAAUAAUACCGAUAAAGCGUUAAGUGCAGAAAUAACAAAAGUUAUAUCAAACAAGUGCAUACAACUUAAAGGAAACCAAGAAAUAGAGAUGACAGAUAAAUUUAAUCUAACAGACAAGAAUAUCUUAAUGACUCGUAAUGGUAAUGCUACCCAAACAUCUUUUAGUAGUCUGUCCAGUGAAGAAGACAUCUUGAAAGCAGAUACAGCAACAUCUAACCAAAAUUGGUAUAGACAAUAUUGCAUGCGAGACUGCGCCAUAAGUACGCUCAUCAAAUGCUUUUUAGAUUCAAACGAUGGCUGUCAAAAUUUUCGUUUCAAAGACAACAUUGAAGGAACAACGAGAGAUCGGGACUUACCGAAUAAAAAAUCCAAAAAUGAACGAAAGCAAUCGUCAAAAGUUCGACAAGAUUUAAUCCGAGAAAUCAAUUUACUAUCACCUUCUUUUAAAGUAUCAAUACAAUCGCAAACUGAGAAAAAAUUGCGUUGGCUGAGGGAAAAGUCAAAACCGAAUGACAACAACGUAUAUCAAUUGAUUUUAAGCAAAAAAUCUGAUGUUAAAAGAUCUUGCUCGAUGAUAAAAGCUGUUACUGAUAAAAGUGAUGAUCUUAAAACUAUAUACCGAUGUACCAGCUAUCCCUCGUAUUGCUCCGGUUAG
Messenger RNA from Vanessa tameamea, 3318 nucleotides. RefSeq lists its product as uncharacterized. The record is from RefSeq and is a predicted model, not a curated record. The coding region runs from base 1 to 3318 and encodes 1105 amino acids. The transcript has a single exon. NCBI's taxonomy places the organism in Eukaryota, Metazoa, Arthropoda, Insecta, Lepidoptera, Nymphalidae.